This is a messenger RNA of Drosophila melanogaster (fruit fly), 6669 nucleotides long. It is a transcript of the gene SKIP, whose product is annotated as shal K[+] channel interacting protein. Lineage: Eukaryota; Metazoa; Arthropoda; Insecta; Diptera; Drosophilidae. The record is from RefSeq and is marked reviewed. The transcript has 21 exons. The coding region runs from base 1361 to 4444 and encodes 1027 amino acids. Gene Ontology annotation, cellular component: cytoplasm.
GGUCAGUCGUCGAAAUGUUCGAGAUCCGGUCGUUUUGAAAACCAGCUCGAGCGGUCUAUUCGCGUGAAAUUGAAACUGAAAAAGCCGGUAAAACUGAAGCAAGUGUGUUGUGAUUGAGAAUUGAGCGAAACGAAAACGGUGGCCAAACGAGCCGUUUAAUAAGCAAACAGGCUGGCCAAUAACCAAUUACCAUCAGCCAUGCCAUCAAGGAAUCGUGAUAACGCAGACACAACCGGCAGCAAUUUGUUAAUUUGAAACGUCGUGUGUGUUCCUCUACGAAAAAAAAAACCCAGUUAUUUAGCAAGCAUUUAAAUUGCAUUUGUAGCAUAGCACUUUAGUUGCGCGUAGGAGGAACAGCAAGGUCGUUGGGGUCGAAUGUGAAUGUUUGUGAUGCAAGUGACAAAAUCAAAAUUGGAGUAAAUUGGUAGCCAUUCCUGUGAGCAUUUUCGCGUCGCGUAACGGUAAAUCAUUGCGCCCUGCGUGUCUUCGUGUGCGUGCGUGUUUGAGUGUACGUUUUUCGGUUUUGUUUUCAUCUCCUCCUUGCCAUCCUCCUUUCUUCCACCUUCAAUUGCCAUCUCCUAAUUUCCUCUACGAACGGAGAAACACGAAAACGAAAAGUUUCGAAGACCAAAAUAUUGAUGAACUAUAUUUUUGUACUUGACAAAUUUUGAAUUCAAAACAGACACUAGCGCACAAAAGAACCUGUCAUUUAGAACAUAAGAGGUGAGUUUGUUGAUCUACUGCGGGGCCUUUGGACUAAUUAGUUUUGCUGUUGUUGCGGCGUUCGCUGAUGCUGCUGCAGUUUGCUGCAACUGCAGCUGAUAUUACUGGUGCAUUGGCCGGUGCAACUUUAUUAACUGCUCGAGGUUUCAAUCUGCGGCUGUCAAAUUAAAUGAAAUUUACACUUUACCGUUAAAUUGCCAGGAGCAAUGCGGCGAAGCGGUGGCGCCAAACAAAAUGUGAGGAUAAACCAGCGUUGGAGCCUUCUGGGAUUAUGCUAAAAAUGCUCAAAGUGCAAUAUAAAUUUUUAUGAGUGUACGCGCUGAAUUUUUACGACUGUCUGGGGGCGGGGAAAAUAAAUUAGAGAAAAUGCCACAGGGAGGACGAUUUAAAACAAUACAAUAGCUUAAAGUGGCAAACGGAAAUUGCAUGCAACCAGGAGGCGUGGCACUGUACGCCCCCCGAGCACGUGACGCGCACACCAAGCCAACAGCGAAACUAAUAUAAGCCAUUUUGUAGCGCUAAUUCGCAGGACACACGUAAACGCAGCACAGCUACGUCUUACGUAAAAACACCACCCAUCUGACACUUGGAAAUCAAGCAGAAACCAUACACUCACCUCAUCAUCAUCAUCAUCAACAUGGCCGUUAGCAAUAUUGUCUGCGAGUGGCUAAGAGCUUUGGGCCUGGCCCAAUACGCCGAGAGCUUCCUGGACAAUGGCUACGACGACCUGGAGAUCUGUAAACAGGUCGGUGAUCCCGAUCUAGAUGCCAUCGGCGUCGAGAAUCCUGCCCAUAGACACAAGCUGCUCAAGAGCAUCCGAUCGCUGAGGGAAAAGGGCGCCGCAUCCGUUUACUUUAUGCUCAACGAUCCCAACUCGCUCUCGGGCAGCAUGGAGAUCCUCUGCGAAACACCACCCAACAACGAACUGGAGCUCGUCCUGCGGGAGCAGCUAGAGACGGACGGAGUCCGGCUGACCGCGCAUCCAUACUCAACACCGGAUGGACAACGCGGCCAUUUAGAGGGCCUGGCAUCCGUCUAUUGCGAAUUGCUAAUGGCUCCCUUCGGGGACAUUUUGGCAACUAUCGAGCGGGCGCGCCAGGCGGCCUGGGCGGAGCGGAGUCCGCUGCACAGUGCCGCCCAGGUGGUGGGCGGAUCAGGUGGGGCUGGCGGCAGCACGGGCAGCGGCAGCGGUGGGGCGGCCAGCGGUGGCAGCGGCGGCAGCAGCGGCGUACUGCACCACCGCCAGCAGCAUGGCCAUCGUGGCCAUUCGAUGCACGGCGCCGGUCUGCCCAAUAGUCAUAGCCAGCCCAUUUAUGUGCCCGGAAAGUACUCGCCCUCGAGUUGUCUGUCCGACAAGGAGGAGGAUGAGAUUUACGGAUUCGGCUAUGGCGUCUUCGCACCCCGCGUGGCCAGAGGAGGGUUAACACAACAGCAACAGCUGCUGCAGCAGCAGACGCUGCAAACGCAACAGAGCAUACAGCAACAGCAGCAGCAGAUGCAACAGCAGCAGCAACAGUUACCAAUUGUGCCAGGACAACAGCAGCAAGGACCUCAUCAGCAUCAGACCCUGCCACCGAAUGUCGCGCAUUUGAACUUUGUGCAGCAAAACUGCCUGAGUCCGCGCUCAGCUUAUUUCUACGAAUUUCCACCGACAGCUGAGGGCCGCGAGACAAAGAAACGCACCACACUGGCCCGGCUGCUGAAAGGCUUGAAGACUGUCAAUCGACGGGAUCGGAACAAUCAACAGAAUGGCGCCCAGGCCAGGGCGGCUAACGAUCGUCUGCGGCACUUUCAAAUGAUAAACGGCGGCGCCGGCGGACAGCAGCACAGUUUCGAGGAGACAAUCCACAGGUUGAAAGUACAAGAGGCCAUGCGGAAAAAGGAAAAAUUUCAACGUGAACACGAGGAGAUCCUGCGUGAUAUUCGACAGGGACUGUUGCAAAUGAGUCGCGGCGAAGGACGCAUGGACGAUACGUAUAUGUACGACGAGGCGCUGAGAACGGGUGGCGGUAUGGGCAUCGCCGGACUGGGCAUGCCACUCGGUGUGGGCGGCAAUGGUGGCGGCGGGGGAGCAGCCCAUUAUGCGGGUGGCCGUGUGCGCUUCUCGAACAACCGCGAGAGCACAGGCGUAAUUUCAUUAAGAUCCGCCGGAGAUAUUUCAUUGCCGCAACGUGGACCGCCGCGUAGAGGUCUUAUCGUGCCGCAGCAGCCGCCAAAUCCACCGACAAUAAUACCCUUAACGCACGCCAGAUCUCAUGAUCGCGAAAGCGGCGACUACGCGGGCUCCAUCUCAGAUCUACAAAGCGUUACCUCCAGAUUCAGUACGGUGUCGAUUGGCACCAACAACUGCACGGCCCGCUAUCGAACCCUAAGCGGUGGAAUUGGGGAAUCACCAUCGCUGUCGCCCAGUCCAUCGUCGGAUUACGAGGACAUCGGAGUGACCAGGGGCCACGGAUGUCUACCGCCCAGCCUGCUGGCCGCUAAGGCCAAAAAGAACGGACUGCCGCACGGCAAGGCGAACACCAUUUGCCAAAAGGCCACGGUGCAUCAUUCGGGCGAGAUGCGUAGCUCGGCAAAGGAAAUUGGCGCAUUUAAUGAGAAUGGACGAAACUUUGUUGCCACAAAGGAUACGUCGAGGGAUUUCAGCAAUUCCCAAGAUAAUACCGACCGUGGCAGCAUGAGCGAUCAGGCGUUCGCCUGUUCGGCCAGCUCCGUGGAAAGUUUGCCCAGCGCAUCCGGUUCGAGCACCCAGGCUCUGGUUCGUCCUGGCAGUCCGCACAGCUCGAUUUCGGCCGAGGAUCGCACCUCGAUGGCCAGCUGCAUCUGCAAGGCCAAGGCUCUCGUGGAUAGUUUGCCCAAUCCCUACGAUAAGGAGGCACUCAAAUUCAAGAAGGGCGACCUUAUCGAUGUGCUGUCGAUGAACGCCUCGGGCAUUUGGAAGGGUCGAUGCCACGGCCGCGUGGGCCACUUCAAGUUCAUCAACGUGGAGGUGCUGCCGGAGCAGCGAAUGAAGAACUCCAGCAGCAAGACCCUGGCCGCCGGCUCGCGUUUGGCUAAUUCUGGAAAUGGCAGCCACAAUGGUGGACCCUGCUCCGUGGAGGACCUGCUAAUUCGCAUUGGACUCAAGGAGUACACCUCCGUCUUUGUGCUCAACGGCUACGAGGACCUGGAACUGUUCAAGGAACUGGAGCCCGCUGACCUGGAUUACCUGGGCAUUCUCAACCAGGAACAUCGUGCCAAGCUGCUGACGGCUGUGCAACUGCUGCAUGACAUUGAAUGCUCCGAUGUGGAUAUACCCGGAUCCAGCUCGGAAAAUGAUGAAGCCCGCCUGAACAACAUCAAUAUGAAGCAUGGAGCAUCGCCCUUUGGUCGACGCCACUUUCCCCGCGACUCUGGAUGCUACGAGGGAUCCCCGCUACCCAGCUCACAGACACCUACCCAGGCGGUAAACUCGACGGACGAGUCGAACAGCUUGGACGACGUGGUGACCAAGUGUUCCAGUGAAAUUAUGAAGCGCGUGGAGAGCGCCCGCCGUUGCAAGGACAAUCCGUUCAAAACCACUCUGCCCGGCGGAGGACGACUGGGCAAGAAGUCCUUUCUCGGCGGCAACGGCCUUAUGGCGGACGAUACGCUCACGCGUGGAGGGCUUAGCGAGAAGUCGAGCGAUUCGGGGGUCAGCAGCAGUUCGCUAUCGUCGGGUCCGCUGAAGAGCAGCACUUAACAUUUGCCCACCAUACUGGCCCACGAGUUGCUGCUGGGCGUGGGCUCGGGCAUGGGCAUGGGUCUUGGUCUUGGCACCAUGAGUCAUGGCACCACAGGUACCCUGACGCCCCACGGAGUGGCCACUGCCACCUCGCCUACCGCCCAUUCGGCACCGCUGGGUAACAUCUGCAACACGCUGCCACAUGCACCAAGCUCCUCAGGCGGCGGCGGCGUAUCUUCCUCCAUGGCCAGCAACCUGCCACUCAACCGGAAUCUGGUAAUGCUGCGCAAUCAUCUGCGCAAGAAUACGGGCGGUAGCAUUACCGGAAAUGGCGGCGUAGGAGCUUCCGGUGUUGGAGCACAGCUGCUGCAGGAUCAGGACGACAGACUGGAGGAUCAAUAACCCAUUUACUACAUCAAAUUCUUAGUUUAGUCUCCCAUUGAGUUAAGUGUAUUUCAAUUGCUGUGAUUCGAUAGUGAAAACAAAAGGCCAACAUGCGUCUUUCAGUUCAAAUGUAUAGUAUGUAUAGAGAGAGAUAGACAGACAGUUAAGAGAGAGACCGGUAUAGUGGGGGAUGUGUUUAAAGGAAAGAGAAAGAUAGCAAGCAGAGAUAGUAAGAGUCAGUCAAUCCUUCCUCCGAUAAUGUUGGCAUUUACACAAAUAUUUAACACUUAUAUAAAUACAGACUUUACAGACUUAUAUAUACAUACACAAUCUGCAGAAAAGGAGAAAUUUUAUAUACUUAGUGAUGUAAUGAAAAUAUUUAUAUAUUUUGACUAUAUUUUGAUUUUUAGUUAGUUUGAAGCUAUGCAUUGAAUGAGACUUGUAUGAUUUGCCAUUUUAUUACUGUUUAAUUGCUUUGUGUAUGCAUAUUUCUCAACGUGAUAUUGUCAAACGUCCAACUUGAAUUGCAUUUUAAAUAGAUUCAUUUCUAACAUUUUAAUAAGAGACACACAUAGAAGUUGAUUCCUAUUUUAAGGCACUAAUCUGAGUGCAAGCAAUAGACCAAUUCAAUUUUAGCAACCAAGCAAAACAAAAUAUUUAUAAACAAAAAUAGAAAACAUAAGAAGAAACAGAACACCAACUGCCAUUCGAAACUAAUUUUAAUUUGUUAAUCUCGUAUUAGGACAAUGUAAAUGGAAUGAAUGCAUCGUGCAAAUCCGUCAGAAACUUGUAAAAAUUAAUGCCGAAAAUUGCCAAAUCGAGCAAACAAAAGUAAUGUACGCUAAGCAAUAUUUUCAAAUCGUAGCGUGUCGUGUCCGGAUCGUGUGUACAUAUAUAGGAUGAUCCAGUUAAGAUCUAUUAUGCCACUUAUAGCAGAUAUCAGAUCGUAAACACUAUGAGCGAUUUAGCGUUAAUCAAAAGCAGACAAUGAAAUUAGUCAGGCAGCGCAAAUGUUUUUAAUCAGUUUUCAGCAAUUAGUUAAAUAAAUGAACGAAUAUUUAUCACGGCACAAGAACUACGAAUAAAAUAUUUAAAUUAAAUCUGAUUAAAAUACAUAAUAAUUAAUAGCAUAACUAAGCGUAGAGCAUAUGAUUCUAAUAUGGCAAUUGACAAAAUGUAAAUGAGUUUAUUCGCAAAACGCUUUGACUUUUACUCAGAACGUAAUUAAACCUGAACAUAUUUUGUGACAUAAGAUAUCGAUAUUCAUAUUGUAACUCAAUUAAUUCUAAUCGCAAAUAAAUUAAAUCAAAUUUAAACAAAAAACAAAUCGCACGUGUUACAGCCCGACGAAGAUAAGGUUAAAGACAUAUAUAUGACAAGAGGAUGUGAAAUACUGGACUAUAGGCAUUUUUUUAAAUUUAACUCCAAAGUACAUAUAAGUGUUUCAGCUGUAAAUUGUAACAAAGUCAAAAGAAUAUUUAUAUAUUUAGAGAUGGACGAGAAGCAAACACAAAACGAACACAUCCGCACAGCAUGUGCUAGCAUUUUCUAAUUAUCACUGUAAAAUGAUGUAAUUUAAAGACAGAAUAUAUAAGCAAUAUUAAAGUUUAACCUAACAAGGAGCCACAAAAUCGAUCAUAAGGUCAACACAUUACAAUUGCAAAACAAAACAAAAGAAAAACCAGUAAAAUUCCAAUACACAAAGUAAAACGAGAGCGCAAACUAAAGUAUUCAGAGUUCAGUAAAUUUUAGAAGAAAUUUUCAAAAAUAAAACCAAAACUCGGUGGAUAAUGAUGAUUCAUGUUUAUGCAUCAAUCAAAAUAAAAUUCUUUAAAUAAAAAUGAACAUAUCUAAAAAGU